AUGUCGUCGUACCUCGACAGGCAGGCCAACGCCUUCAAGGGGACCCUCUCGGCUGCCGCAGCAAAGAUCUCCAACCCGUCCAGCAACAAAGCCUCGUCCCUCGCGCCGCCGUCGCUGACUCCUCUGUCGCCUUCUCCCUCGGCCGCUUCCGACCCAAACACUCCCAGCUCCAAGCGAAAACGAGAUGCCGCGCCCGAGGUGCCCUACUCGCAGCCUCAGCUCACGGGCUACGGCGCAGAGGUCAAGACGCAGAUGACGUUUGCCGUCGAGUACCUGAAGAAGAAGGGCGACACAAAGACCAUCACCGAGAUUAUUGAUCAUCUCAGUCUCCGCGGCUACGAUGAGGAGCACAAGCGCGAGCUGGCCGAGGGCCUGCGCGGCCACCCCCGUGUCGACUGGAAGCCCGAUGCCAGCCUCAGCGAGCAGACCUGGAAAACUGGCACCUAUGCGCACCGACCCAUCAUCCCCAACGUCAAGGACGCAACCUCGCUGCUUGGCCACCUCCAGGCCAAGACGGACGCAUCAGGCGUGUCUGUCAAGGACCUCAAGGAUGGCUGGCCCGACUGUGAGGAUACACUCGCGAAGCUAGAGCAGGAGCACCGGAUCCUAGUGGUGCGCACGAAAAAGGACAACCUCCCGCGUUACGUGUGGCCCAACGACGCUUCGCUGCACCAUUCAGUCCAGCCCGAGUUCCAGGCCAUGUGGCACCGUGUGCCCCUGCCCAGCAUCGACGACAUGCACCGCAAGCUCGUCAGCGUCGGACAGAAGCCUACGAGCGAGGACCCACACAAGGCGGCGCAGGGACAGGCGUCAAAGCCCAAGCAGCAGAAGCGCCGCGCGGGCAAGCGCAUCGGCAAGGCGACCAACGUGCACAUGGCGCAUCUCAUGCAAGAUUACAGUGGCAUGAGGAGGUAG
Fusarium keratoplasticum is the source of this 915-nucleotide messenger RNA. Its product is annotated as Transcription initiation factor IIE subunit beta. Gene Ontology annotation, biological process: transcription initiation at RNA polymerase II promoter. The record is from RefSeq and is a predicted model, not a curated record. The coding region runs from base 1 to 915 and encodes 304 amino acids. NCBI's taxonomy places the organism in Eukaryota, Fungi, Ascomycota, Sordariomycetes, Hypocreales, Nectriaceae. Gene Ontology annotation, cellular component: transcription factor TFIIE complex. The transcript has a single exon.